Messenger RNA from Aedes albopictus (Asian tiger mosquito), 1831 nucleotides. RefSeq names its product phosphoribosyl pyrophosphate synthase-associated protein 2. NCBI's taxonomy places the organism in Eukaryota, Metazoa, Arthropoda, Insecta, Diptera, Culicidae. The record is from RefSeq and is a predicted model, not a curated record. The coding region runs from base 390 to 1457 and encodes 355 amino acids. Gene Ontology annotation, molecular function: ribose phosphate diphosphokinase activity; ATP binding; magnesium ion binding. Gene Ontology annotation, biological process: 5-phosphoribose 1-diphosphate biosynthetic process; purine nucleotide biosynthetic process. Gene Ontology annotation, cellular component: cytoplasm; ribose phosphate diphosphokinase complex. The transcript has 8 exons.
UUCGAAUGUGAUUUUCAGUGGAUAAGUAUCGCCCGGGAUAGUUUGAUCGGUUGUCUAUUGCUUCUCUGAUCAGUAGUGUAUCCAUUCCCGAACGGAAAGAAGUGUAGCAAUUAGAGGGGGACGCGUCCGCUAAUCAAAUUAUAUAAGGUUUAUCAAGGAUCCGGAUAUCAAUAGAGGCUAGCGCUAGUCCUGCCCAAAAUAUCCAUCCUUCCCGAGUCGAAUUGCAGGGAAGACCAAAAGUACGAUGCUUCUGAACCGAAAUAAUUUGGCCUCGCCUUUCGAGAGCGUUCUGUGCAUAUAAGUACCUACUGCAAUUGAUAGUGGUUUGGCUGAGUUGAAACGUUUUGUUUGGAGGAUUUCGACCGGCCAAGAUACUGAAGUUGGACAAAAUGGACGCACCGGCUACUUCGGACAUCUGUAUCAUCAAUGGAAACUCACAUCCGGACUUGGCGAAUUUGAUUGCCAGUCGUUUGGGUGUGAACAAUGGUGGUUGUUCGGUAUACCAUAAAACCAACCGGGAAACGAUGGUCGAAAUAGGAGAUUCAGUUCGUGGGAAGGAUAUCUACAUUAUCCAAACUGGCACUAAAGAUGUCAACAACAACAUCAUGGAGCUGCUGAUCAUGGCGUACGCCUGCAAAACGUCCUCUGCAAACUCCAUCGUCGGGGUCAUUCCGUACCUGCCGUAUUCCAAGCAGUGCAAGAUGCGCAAACGGGGCUGCAUCGUGUCCAAACUGCUGGCCCGGAUGAUGUGCACCUCGGGCCUAUCGCACAUCAUCACCAUGGAUCUGCACCAGAAGGAAAUCCAGGGCUUCUUCGACUGUCCGGUGGACAACCUGCGAGCUUCCCCGUUCCUUCUGCAGUACAUCCAGGAAUCGAUCCCUGAUUACCGGAACUCAGUCAUCGUGGCCCGUAAUCCCGGUUCCGCCAAGAAGGCCACAUCGUACGCCGAACGUCUUCGAUUAGGAAUCGCCGUGAUCCACGGUGAACAGAAGGAGUCCGAAACAGACGAAGUCGAUGGCCGCAAUUCUCCUCCGUUGCUUCCGAAAUCACGCACAAUGGACGUCUCCGGUGGAGUUCCGGUUCAUCCGGCCAAGGAGAAGCCUCCGAUCAAUGUCGUGGGAGAUGUUGGCGGCAGGAUCGCCAUCAUGGUGGACGAUUUAAUCGAUGAUGUGCAGUCGUUCGUAGCUGCAGCCGAAGUGCUGAAGGAGAGAGGAGCAUACAAAAUCUACGUGAUGGCCACGCAUGGUCUGCUCAGUCAGGAUGCCCCGAGGUUGAUCGAAGAUUCACCUAUCGAUGAGGUCGUCGUUACCAACACCGUUCCGCACGAGAUCCAAAAGAUGCAGUGCCACAAGAUCAAAACGGUGGACAUCAGUAUUCUGCUGGCCGAGGCCAUUCGUCGCAUUCACAACAAAGAAUCUAUGUCCUACCUGUUCAAGAAUGUUACCCUCGAGGAUUAGGCCCAGCAAACCAGCUGUCGAGUAACGCCAAACCUACUGAAUGUAACUACACACUGGAUCACACCUACUUUAGCAAACUGACUGGAACCAAUUAGGAAACAACAAACUGCUAGGCGGAGGCCGACUUAUUGUGAGAACUCUUUUUCUUUGGCUUACCGCUGCAGCACUUUUCGCAAUUGUCUACUGUUAGUCCCUGUGAGCACGAUAGAAGCGGCGUGAUGUAUUUUCUGAGAACCACUGCAACCAUAAUCGAUGAUUUUAAGUACAAUGAAAAUGAUUCACGAUUUAUAUAUUAUACACAUAUUACACUUUUUUUAAUUAGCAUUUUCAAAAAAGUACAGAAUAUCAUUCUAAUAAAUAUAGAUAAAAUUCAA